Cladocopium goreaui is the source of this 1440-nucleotide messenger RNA. NCBI's taxonomy places the organism in Eukaryota, Dinophyceae, Suessiales, Symbiodiniaceae. The record is from the annotation of a GenBank genome assembly.
AUGGCAUUUUUGGGGGCUUUGAAGGUUGUGCAGAAGGUUGCCCACCAGUUGAAAGACUUCACCGAAGACACUGGGAAGAAAGCCUUGGACGGUGUGCAGAAAGUUGCCAAAGAUGCGAAGGACUUGUCUGAGGAUGCGAGCAAGCAAGCUUUGCAGCAAGCUUGGGAAAAGACUUUGGAGGGCGCCAAGAAAAUUGGCAAGGAGGUGAAAGAGUUGACAGAGGGCACUGGCAAGAAAGCAUUGGAAGGUGCCCAGAAAGUUGCCAAAGAUGCAAAAGGUUUUUCUGAGAAUGCUUGGGAACAGACUUUGGAAGGCGCGAAGAAAAUUAGCAAAGAGGUGAAGGACUUUUCUGAAGAUGCGACUAGGAAGAUGGCACCUGUCGGGCCUGUCGGAAUCAAUUUGCUUGAAAUGGGUCUGAAUCCUCUGAUACUUGCCAACCUCACAACAGCCUCUGUGCUCGUUGACCUGCCUUUGCUGUCUAUCCCAUUAAUUGGGAUUGGCCUACAUUCCUUGGGCCGACAUGCCUCUGCCCGAGAUGCCCAAGAUGCCCGAGAUGCCCGGGAUCCGGACUUUGAAUCUUUGGUGACGAGGCCGUUCGAUCAUACCCAGCCCUACAGAGAAGUGAGAGACCCAGGGACAUUGCUGUGGAUUCCACACACAGCUUUUCCAUGUGACGUGGUGACUGAGUCAGGUUACACCGAUCUUUCCCAUUUGCGUCCUUCCAAUGGAGAGCCACAGCCAAUGGAUCCUGUUCCAGUCAUCGAUUUGAGCCACGAGUUUGACAUGGCGCAGCUCGACGCAGAGGAUGUCGCCAGUGUUUCCGACUCAACCGAUGACUUUACCCUGGUGUCAAGUGUUUUCUCAGCUGACGAGUCUGCCUCCAGUGAGGACAGGAGUCUUGACACCUUCCCUGUGGAGACGGCACCAGCCAUGCUUCUGGAGAGGAUGCGAGAUUUCCUUGAGAAGGAGGAGAAAUUUGAUUCGCCGGCAGCAGGUGCGUUGCGUGUCCUGCUGCAGCAUCAAGGGCGACCAAUGGGUCCUGUGAACAUCAGCUUGGCUUGCCGUCCAGAUUUGGUGCUUGAUUUGGAUUUCGGCAGAUGCCACAGAGGAACCGCUAUCCAGAUCUAUCGCAAAGAUGGAGUGAAUGGCAACCAAAAUCAACGCUGGGAGCUGCAUGGAGAUUCCAUUCGCCUGGCUGCAGAUGAUGCUUGGGGACUUGGCGGUGCUGCUGAGUUGGAGGAGGUCAAGUUGGAAGACCUGGAACACCAAGCAGCCUUCGUGUUCGAGGAUGGGCGCAUCAAGCUGGCCAACAAUCGCCAGCUUUGCCUGGAUGUCUGCGGAGGUCGCUUGGAGGCUGGCAGCAAGGUGAUCCUUUACCCAGUGAAACCCGAUGAUGACGAAGGGAGGUGCAACCAGCUGUGGAUUUUGAACCACGCGUGA